AAUAACUAUAGAAUCGGUUUGGGCGUUUAUAAUUCCACGAGCACUCUAUACCGUUCAGUCCAACUGGAAUAAUCAAUACGUAAGAAGUAACUCAAAUGAAUUUGGGAGAAUUUAGUCAUACACAAGAACAAGAAUUUAAUUCGCAGUUUUCUUAUUCCCCUUUCUUUUUGGAUCCUACCAACAUCCCGCAAUAAGGAGGGUUUGCCCCACGCUUGAACAGUGAACCUGACACUUUCCACGAACAUUUAAUCGCUUGCUCUUCAUAAAACUCCUCAGGAUUACUUUGCACUCAUCGUGAAUCGGGAUAGCAGUUUACAAUCAAAGAUGUAUCGAAACUUUGGGAACUUGGGCCGAGGAGGCAGCGACUCUGGGUCCACCAACACCGGAUCGAGUGCUGUAUCCCAGGGCACCAGCACCUCAACUACUCAACAAGAUCAGAAGUUCACUGUGGCAGGUAGCAGCCAGUUUGUCCCCAGUCUCAAUGCCAUCACUUCCAACCAAGACCUCCAGUGGUUGGUCCAGCCCUCCUUCAUUGGUCCACCUGGCCCCUCGCGGCCUCCACGUCCUCUUUACUCACCUGCAGCAGGAAUGAGGUCCUUCAACCCUUCACCUUCCCAACCACACCUCUACAGACCAGGGGUCAUAAGGGCAGUGGCAAGAUCCGGGAGCACAACCAGACGCAGGAACGAUGAACAUUUGUCCCCAGAGGAGUUGGAGAGACGCAGAAUAAGGAGGGAGCGGAACAAACAGGCAGCUGCCAAGUGUCGUAACCGUCGACGGGAGCUGACAGACACGCUGCAAAUCGAGACAGAUGAGUUGGAAGGUAAAAAGUCCUGUCUGCAGAAAGAGAUUGCUGAACUACAGAAGGAGAAAGAAAAGCUAGAGUUGGUUCUAGAGGCCCACCGCCCCAUUUGCAAGAUCCAAGACUCUGACUCGGAUUCUGACCGGAGCUCAGAGCUUCCCUCAUUGGGAGGUAUCAAAAUUGAGCCUGAGCUUCCUGACCUACCAGGGAGCUCAGCAAAGAGCCAAUCAAGGAUAGAGAAGCCCAAACCCAAAAUUACUAUCCCUGUCCGUCCUGUGACCUCCUCUGCCUCUGCUGURCCCAUGGAAUCUGAGUCCCUUCACACCCCAAUUCUUAUUUCUACUCCAUAUCUUACUCCUUUCACGGCUAGUCUGGUCUUCAGUUAUCCRUCUGGCUCUCUAGACUCCAGUUCCACUAUUUCAUCCCAGGCUCUACCGACUCUGUCAUCUUCCUCUCAACACGGUGUGGCCCAGCAGUCUCGAAACCCCCAGCCCUGUAGUAUUGCCCAUCGCCGUAGCAGCAGCAGUGGGGACCAAUCAGAUCACUCCCUAAACUCCCCUACCAUAAUCACACUGUGAUUUAACUGGCUUCCUUGGUGGGAAAGACUGAGUGACAACACUGACGGUUAUGAAGAUGAUGACAAUAAUGACAUAGGUGACUUUAAUAACGACAGUAAUUAUACGCUAAAUGCAGCUGGUCUACUUCAUUUCCUCUGUGCCUACACUUUCCAAAUAGCCCCUACACACUAAAUGCACACAAAAGCUAAAAUACUGAUUCUCACAAAAGGCAUUAUCGUGAUGCGAAUGACUCCUAUUUAAAGGGCUGUAUUGUUAUACUUUUUUUGUUUUCACCGACGCAUAUAACUUCUGACAACCUAUAUUUGUUAUGCUCAAAACACAAGAUGUAGAACUGUGCAAACAAAAAUGCAUCAACUCGGUGCACUUUGGCAAUAAUGGUGAUAUAUUUAAGCAAUAAGGURCGAGGGGGUGUGGUAUAUGGCCAAUAUACCACAGCUAAGGGCUGUGGUA
This is a messenger RNA of Salvelinus sp. IW2-2015, 1830 nucleotides long. RefSeq names its product fos-related antigen 1. Gene Ontology annotation, cellular component: nucleus. Lineage: Eukaryota; Metazoa; Chordata; Actinopteri; Salmoniformes; Salmonidae. Gene Ontology annotation, molecular function: DNA-binding transcription factor activity, RNA polymerase II-specific; RNA polymerase II cis-regulatory region sequence-specific DNA binding. The record is from RefSeq and is a predicted model, not a curated record. Gene Ontology annotation, biological process: regulation of transcription by RNA polymerase II.